Gasterosteus aculeatus aculeatus (three-spined stickleback) is the source of this 912-nucleotide messenger RNA. RefSeq names its product small ubiquitin like modifier 1 (gene sumo1). NCBI's taxonomy places the organism in Eukaryota, Metazoa, Chordata, Actinopteri, Perciformes, Gasterosteidae. Gene Ontology annotation, molecular function: protein binding. The record is from RefSeq and is a predicted model, not a curated record.
AUUCAUUACGUCACUUCCCGUGGAUGUUGAGAAUUUUAACAACAUCGAGCUAUCGCUGCGAUCGUAAGCUAGCGCUAGCUGCAUCCGCUGUGAAUCAUUUUAACAGCACAAAGUGAGGGAAAACAUGUCCGAUACGGAGACAAAACCGUCCAGCCAAGACGGGGGGGACAAGAAGGAUGGAGAGUACAUCAAAUUAAAAGUGAUUGGUCAGGACAGCAGCGAAAUCCACUUUAAGGUUAAAAUGACGACACAUCUGAAGAAGCUGAAGGAGUCUUACAGCCAGCGACAGGGUGUUCCAGCCAGCACGCUACGGUUUCUGUUUGAAGGACAGAGAAUCGCAGACAACCAAACUCCAAAAGAGCUGGGGAUGGAGGACGAGGACGUCAUCGAGGUCUAUCAAGAACAGACGGGUGGACUUUGGAACGAUUAAGCCUCCUGCAUUUCUACAGCUUUUUUGUAUUUUAUUUUGUAUGUAUGUACGUAUUUUUGUUCAGUUUCAAACCAUCUGGAUCAAAAGCGACUAAAAGGGCUCCGGUGUCUGGGGAGAGGGGAACGGGCUGAGGGGACGACGAGGACGAGGACGACAGCGAGAUGCUGGUGUUGUCGACUCCGUCGUUAGCAUUCAGCGCGCGUGUGUGUUACACCCAAACAUUUAGACCUCAAAGCAAAUUAUGCCACCAAGGAACAAUCUGCAUCAAAGGAAUAGUUUGCCCACAACGGAAUAUGACGUCAUCUCAUCACACGUAUACCGGCGGCAAAGACAAGUUAUCCCGAUACAAUAUCACAGCGUUGUCAUAGAACAACAGAAAGAGAUGAAUGAUUUUACUGCUCCGAAUCCAAACGUAUCACCGGGGGACCAAAAGCUUUGAGAGGUCCUAGUUUGAUCCGUCGCUCUGAGAUGAUUGCAAUAAC